UCAAGGGUCACAGUUGUGCUUCGAAAUUUUCGUGCGCGCACACGUGAGUCAUUUGUGUUCUUCCAAUUUUAUUCUUCACAUCUUCAUUCGUUCUUCAUCUCAACUUCUUUUGGAUUUUGUUAUUAUAUAUUACUAUUGGUGUUAUUUUGGUGCAUUUUGGUGAUUCAUUAUUGGAUUACAAUAUAUCAGUGCAUUUGACAAUUAAAAAAAAAAAAAAAAAGGAUUUAACAAGAAACACAUACACGGAGUAGUGCAUAUAUUUAAAUGACCAUGGAGAUUCAGUUGAUUUUUAUGAGUUUAUUGUGUGUGACCUUGGUUGCGAGUAUCGACCUUGGACCAUACAUACGAAUCGCGCAAUGCAGAUCUCAAUGCCUUCGACAAUACAGUGUGGAUGGUACUUGUGAUGUACUCUCAAGUUCCGAUGAAUAUCUUUGCCGUGAGUGCUGGAAUCACUGCGAGGGCCUGGAAUUUCAGUGGCAGACCUAUAAAGACCUUUGCGAAAACGAUGCGAUCUCUUCAGCUUGCCCAUCAUGCGGAACAAUUUGCAACUACAGGAAGACACGAGUGAUAGAAGAAUAUCUACCAUCAACGUUACCGGCACCAGAGAGGCCUCCAGCUUCAUUAAAAAAGUACGACAUAGCAAUUCUCUUGAGGAAAGUUAACAACGAGUGGAUAGAAUCCGGUUAUUUCCCAGGAUCCUUUGUAGCUCGUCUAAAGCCAAGUAUGUGGCUUAUUGUCGUCUCGGGUGGAGAUGGAGUGAGGCACUUUAGCUAUGACGAGUGGAUACCAACAUUGGAGUCCUUGAAAUCCGGUUCGCUCUAUGAGGCUACCAUUUCCUGGAGGAAUGUUGACGCACAAAUACGUAAAAAUUAUGUUCUAGAGCAAAAGGAAUUCAAUGAUAGAAUAAGACAAUUUUAUUUGGAAAAAUAUGGACACAGUGUUCUUAAUGAAAGAAAUUCUGAGGAAGAGGGACCAACUGAGGCGCUUUUUAGGGAUUUCUUUUUCAAAAAGAAAAAUGAUGAGGAUGUGAUUUUUGGCGAUCACGUGAGACCAUCGACAAGUUAUAGUUUAUUUAAUAAGGAGCAUGAGGAGAAAAAGGAAUCAUGGGUAGUUGCUUGGGAACCGGAAGCUGGCGGUUUAACUGGUAAUCAAGAGGCUGAUUCGAAUUAUGCACAAAUCACACUUUUACCAGGAACAAAAUAUCGUGUACGUGUUGCAUCUAAAGAUGGUCCUGGUAGUUUUCCCAUUGAAGUUGAUACCAGUACAUCAUCAUUUGUGCAGGUUCACAGAAUAAAAAAAAACUUCAAAAAUAUUUACGCAUGGGGGAUCAUCGCUGCGAGCAUGUCUAUGCUCAUUUUUAUCAUUGUGUUCGCAUUCAUCAAAUUUUUAACGAAAAAUAGAAAAUAUGUUGAAAGUGAAGAGGAAGUAGUAUGAGUUCAUUCAGAGACGGCUUGAAGGCUCAAGUUGUAUAAAUUCUGGUCGAAAACGACUAUAAAAAAAAAUCUCAGGGAUCCAAUUUCUCAGCGAUGAGAUGAGAAUUUAGUGGAUAUUUAUAUAUUCACGAGAGGAUGAUUUGAGUCAAAGACUGAAAGAAGACGAUGACAUAUGGUGAAACAGAAAAGCUCCGAUUGUCUUGUUAUAAGUUUGAAAAAACUUCAUGUCGGAUUUGAAGAGAAUGAAGACUACUAAAUAUGUGAAACUGUGGCCAGUUAGUAAAAAUAGACGAAACCAAUGAAAUAUAUGCACAAUUUUAUAUUAAAUUUUAUGUCAAUUCAAUUUCCUACCAGUUACAAACAGAUUUUCCAUUCCUUUGAAUACAGUUUUCAAUUAGUAUUAUUAUUAAUGCAAAUAAUUGUAUUUUUAGAAUUUCAUGUUUGUAUUUGGAUUAAAAAAAAAAAAUUGUAUUACAGAUUUUAUGAGAUGAAUUUUAUUUUGCUAAUUUAUACAUAAAAAAAACAAUUGUACAAACUUGCUCAAAAUGUAACUAUACAGACUGUACAAGAGUUCCUACUAAACGACUGUGGGGUUUUAGACUUCACUAAAUGUAUUUAUUUUGUAAAUAUUGUGGAUAUUUGUAAAUAGUAAUUAUAAUUAUAAAUAUAAAUAAAACAUUUUAAUGAAA
Messenger RNA from Leptopilina boulardi, 2122 nucleotides. RefSeq lists its product as uncharacterized. The transcript is spliced from 3 exons. The record is from RefSeq and is a predicted model, not a curated record. Bases 265 to 1434 code for a protein of 389 amino acids. NCBI's taxonomy places the organism in Eukaryota, Metazoa, Arthropoda, Insecta, Hymenoptera, Figitidae.